Molecule: messenger RNA, 1266 nt
Organism: Penicillium paradoxum
Lineage: Eukaryota; Fungi; Ascomycota; Eurotiomycetes; Eurotiales; Aspergillaceae
Gene: rpt3
Product: proteasome regulatory particle base subunit RPT3
Exons: 6
Coding region: 1-1266 (421 amino acids)
Biological process (GO): proteasome-mediated ubiquitin-dependent protein catabolic process
Cellular component (GO): proteasome regulatory particle, base subcomplex
Molecular function (GO): proteasome-activating activity; ATP binding; ATP hydrolysis activity
Source: RefSeq, a predicted model, not a curated record
AUGGGAGACGUCGCUGUGGAGAACCCGGCGAGCCUCACGCCUCUUACCAAGCCAAGCGCACUUGACGCCCUCGCCAACUUGGAUUCUCUCGAUGGUACAGGAGCGGAUGGAAAUGAUGAAUAUGCUACUCUGAAAAGGCUACAAAGACAUCUCGAGUAUAUCCAACUGCAGGAAGAAUACAUCAAGGAUGAGCAAAGAAGCUUGAAGAGAGAGCUGGUUCGGGCACAAGAAGAGAUCAAGCGGAUACAGAGUGUCCCGCUGGUCAUCGGGCAGUUUAUGGAGGCUAUUGAUCAGAACACCGGUAUUGUGCAAAGCUCGACCGGUUCUAAUUACGUUGUCCGUAUCCUCUCUACUCUCGACCGCGAGAAGUUGAAGCCCUCAUCCUCGGUCGCCCUUCACCGUCACUCCAAUGCCCUUGUCGAUAUUCUUCCUCCCGAGGCGGACUCCUCUAUCGCCAUGCUGGGUGAAAACGAGAAGCCCGAUGUGACAUACGCAGACGUUGGUGGCUUGGACAUGCAGAAGCAGGAGAUUCGGGAGGCUGUCGAGCUUCCUUUGACACAUUUCGAACUCUACAAGCAAAUUGGUAUUGAUCCACCCCGUGGUGUUUUGCUCUAUGGUCCUCCCGGAACAGGAAAGACCAUGCUGGUGAAGGCCGUGGCCAACAGCACAACCGCCAGCUUUAUCCGUGUCAACGGAUCAGAGUUCGUUCAGAAGUAUCUGGGCGAAGGACCUCGUAUGGUCCGUGAUGUGUUCCGGAUGGCUCGUGAAAACUCUCCAGCCAUUAUCUUCAUUGAUGAGAUUGAUGCAAUCGCCACGAAACGUUUCGACGCCCAGACUGGUGCCGACCGUGAAGUCCAGCGUAUUCUUCUAGAGUUGCUGAACCAAAUGGACGGUUUCGAACAAAGCAGCAAUGUCAAGGUCAUUAUGGCCACCAACCGAGCCGAUACCCUGGAUCCAGCUUUACUGCGUCCUGGUCGUCUGGACCGAAAGAUUGAAUUCCCGAACCUGCGUGACCGACGUGAGCGCCGCUUGAUCUUCACAACCAUUGCAGCGAAGAUGUCCCUCUCACCCGAGGUUGAUCUGGAUGCCCUGAUUGUACGCAACGACCCGUUGUCCGGUGCCGUCAUUGCUGCUAUCAUGCAGGAAGCCGGUCUGCGGGCCGUCCGCAAGAACCGCUACAAUAUUAUCCAGUCCGACCUCGAGGAUGCCUACGCUGUCCAGGUUAAGACAGGACAGGACGACGACCGCCCUGAAUUCUACCGGUAA